Molecule: messenger RNA, 699 nt
Organism: Staurois parvus
Lineage: Eukaryota; Metazoa; Chordata; Amphibia; Anura; Ranidae
Source: the annotation of a GenBank genome assembly
CGGGCACUGGGUCACCAGGUCAUUUGGCUCGCCAGUGGGCACCGCGUCAUCUGGCAAGGCAGUGGGCACCGAGUCACCAGGCACGACAGUGGGCUCCGAGUCAACUGGCAUGACCGCGGGCACUGGGUCAGACAUUGGAUCGUCUGGCCUGACAGCGGGCAUCGGGUCACCAGGCAUGACAGCGGGCACUGGGUCAUCAGGCAUGGGAUUGUCUGGCUCAACAGCGGGCAUCGGGUCACCAGGUAUGACAGCGGGCACUGGGUCACCAGGCAUCAGGUCAUUUGGCUCGCCAGCGGGCACCGCGUCAUCUGGCAAGGCAGUGGGCACCGAGUCACCAGGCACGACAGUGGGCUCCGAGUCAACUGGCAUGACCGUGGGCACUGGGUCAGACAUUGUAUCGUCUGGCCCGACAGCGGGCAUUGGGUCACCAGGCAUGACAGCGGGCACUGGGUCAUCAGGCAUUGGAUCGUCUGGCUCGACAGCGGGCAUCGGGUCACCAGGCAUGACAGCGGGUACUGGGUCAUCAGGUACCGGAUCGUCUGGAUCGACAGCGGGCAUCGAGUCAACUGGCCUAAUGGAAUCAUCAGGCUGGAUCAGCUGAAUGGAGGCAUCAGGCUGGGUAGAGGCAUCAGGCUGGGUGGAGGCAUCAGGCUGGGUGGAGGCAUCAGGCUGAAUGGAGGCAUCAGGCUGGGUAGAGGC